CAACGUCCAGCGCCGUCAGUCGCGUACGGCGCGUGGUGCCGUGAACAUCUUCUUCGUGGUGGUGGUGGUGGUGGUGGUGUUCCUCGCAAGCGGCGUGUUUUGAUCGCGCGGGCGACGCGCUCGCUCGCUCGCGCCGCGACGUUACGACAGGACCUCUGAUAUCGCGCUGAUCGGAGCGGCGCUCCGAAUGUCGCGGCCGUGCCAGUUUCGUCUGUGACGGGGGUGUGCGCGAGAGACUGCGAGGAGACUUGUGUGCAUUUUUCGCGUGGUAUCGCGUGGGACGAGAACGAGGCCAUGGACGCGUGGAUGUACGACGUGGUCUGCAUGAUGUCUGAUGCCACUACGGAAAGCAUGAUCGGGAAUAACAGGACGAUGCCGAAUAUUAAGCAGGAAAUCGAUAACCCGACAACACCCACGCAGAAUUAUCAAGUGUGUUCGCCGACCACAACUCUUCAACAUCAGGAGGCAAUAUGCACUAAGUUGGACAUUGGAACGGAUUAUGGCGGUGGUAGUAAUGGUAGUCCUGAGAGUCCCGAGAUGCAUCAUUGUUCCUCAACGACGCAGCCCUUGGGAACUCCAGACGAUGGAGUUAAGGAAGAAGACAUGUUGCCCAGAAGACUUUGCCUCGUCUGCGGUGAUGUCGCGAGCGGUUUUCACUACGGGGUCGCUUCGUGCGAAGCGUGUAAGGCGUUCUUCAAGAGAACUAUACAAGCCAGUAAUUUUACAGGAAACAUCGAGUAUACUUGCCCGGCGAAUGGCGAAUGCGAGAUUAACAAACGAAGGCGGAAGGCUUGUCAGGCUUGUAGAUUUCAGAAAUGUUUGCGACAAGGGAUGCUGAAGGAAGGCGUGAGGUUGGAUCGCGUUAGAGGCGGUCGACAAAAAUACAGACGAUCUGCUCCAGAUCCAUACACGCCGAUCAAAAGCAUCACAUUGGAAGAUAACAAGAUGGUCGAAGCCUUAUCGGCCUGUGAACCGGACAUGCUUCAAGUGUCGAAUAUCUCACAUACACUGGACACAGAUCAGCGAGUUCUCGGUCAAUUGUCGGAUCUCUAUGAUCGAGAAUUGGUUGGCAUAAUCGGCUGGGCAAAACAGAUCCCAGGAUUUAGCAGCUUAGCACUGAACGAUCAAAUGCGACUUCUGCAGAGUACUUGGGCCGAGAUAUUAACCUUCACUCUGGCGUGGAGAAGUACGCCGAACAUCGGCAGGUUGAGGUUCGCACAAGAUUUUACGCUAGAUGAGAGACUUGCGCGCGAGUGCCAUUGUAUGGAGCUUUACACACACUGUAUACAAAUCGUUGAGAGGAUUCAACGAUUGGGCUUGACGCGGGAAGAGUACUAUGUCCUGAAAGCGUUGAUCUUAGCGAAUAGUGACGCCAGAUCCGACGAGCCGCAGGCUCUCUAUCGUUUCCGAGACUCUAUCUUGAAUUCCCUGUCGGACUGCGUCGCGGCUGUGAGACCUGGCCAGGCUCUCCGCGCUACGCAGAACAUGUUCCUAGUGCUGCCCAGUCUCAGACAGGCCGACGGGAUCGUCAGACGAUUUUGGUCCAGUGUGUACAGAACGGGCAAAGUACCGAUGAACAAGCUGUUUGAGGAGAUGCUGGAGAACGUUUGCUAUCGAUGAGAUACAUGUAGUCGCAGAUUCGAUAACUCAAUGAGAUUCAUCACCAUAGUAAUGCCGCUUAUUGUAAGUUGAUGAUUACCAACAUGGUAUCAACAUGAUUGUUAUUAUGUAACAUCGACACGGAGACAUGCCGCUUCGACAUGCCGUUGUGGUGCUGAAGACGCCAGUGAGUGGUAGUGUGUGGGAGGAAUCAUGCGAAACACAGAGUUAUCGGUCUUUCUUCACAAUUCGUUUUAUUUUCUAAUAAACUCACAAAUCUUUA
Linepithema humile (Argentine ant) is the source of this 1882-nucleotide messenger RNA. It is a transcript of the gene ERR, whose product is annotated as estrogen-related receptor. Lineage: Eukaryota; Metazoa; Arthropoda; Insecta; Hymenoptera; Formicidae. The record is from RefSeq and is a predicted model, not a curated record. Gene Ontology annotation, cellular component: chromatin; nucleus. Gene Ontology annotation, biological process: regulation of transcription by RNA polymerase II. Gene Ontology annotation, molecular function: estrogen response element binding; steroid binding; nuclear receptor activity.